Messenger RNA from Anopheles bellator, 6531 nucleotides. RefSeq names its product G protein alpha o subunit (gene Galphao). Bases 12 to 1076 code for a protein of 354 amino acids. Gene Ontology annotation, cellular component: heterotrimeric G-protein complex. NCBI's taxonomy places the organism in Eukaryota, Metazoa, Arthropoda, Insecta, Diptera, Culicidae. The transcript has 8 exons. The record is from RefSeq and is a predicted model, not a curated record. Gene Ontology annotation, biological process: adenylate cyclase-modulating G protein-coupled receptor signaling pathway. Gene Ontology annotation, molecular function: GTPase activity; G protein-coupled receptor binding; G-protein beta/gamma-subunit complex binding.
CACAACAAACGAUGGGUUGCACGUCAUCGGCAGAAGAACGGGCCGCCGUCGCCCGGUCGAAACUGAUCGAGCGUAACCUUAAGGAGGACGGCAUCCAGGCGGCCAAGGACAUAAAACUUCUGCUGCUCGGCGCUGGCGAAUCGGGAAAAAGUACAAUCGUUAAACAAAUGAAAAUUAUUCACGAAAGUGGCUUCACGUCAGAGGACUUCAAACAGUAUAGGCCAGUAGUGUACAGCAACACGAUACAAUCACUAGUUGCGAUACUGCGAGCGAUGCCCAACCUGAGCAUUGCGUUCGGUAAUAACGAGCGGGAGUGUGACGCAAAGAUGGUGUUCGAUGUGGUGCAGCGGAUGCACGACACAGAACCGUUCUCGGAGGAUCUGCUAUUAGCGAUGAAGAGGCUGUGGUCGGACACCGGUGUGCAGGAGUGCUUCUGCCGUAGCAACGAGUACCAGCUGAACGAUUCCGCAAAAUAUUUCCUGGACGACCUCGAUCGAUUGGGCGCCAAGGACUAUCAGCCAACCGAGCAGGACAUCCUACGGACACGUGUCAAAACCACCGGUAUCGUGGAGGUGCACUUCUCCUUCAAGAACUUAAACUUCAAGCUGUUCGAUGUCGGUGGUCAGCGGUCGGAGCGAAAGAAGUGGAUCCACUGCUUCGAAGAUGUAACCGCCAUCAUCUUCUGCGUAGCCAUGUCCGAGUACGAUCAGGUGUUACAUGAAGAUGAAACCACGAACCGUAUGCAGGAGUCCCUGAAGCUGUUCGAUUCCAUCUGCAACAACAAGUGGUUCACCGAUACCUCAAUCAUUCUAUUUCUGAACAAAAAGGAUUUGUUCGAGGAGAAAAUCCGGAAAAGUCCGCUGACAAUCUGCUUCCCGGAGUACACGGGCGGACAGGAGUACGGCGAAGCGGCGGCCUACAUCCAGGCGCAGUUUGAGGCUAAAAAUAAGUCCACAUCAAAGGAAAUCUAUUGCCACAUGACAUGUGCAACGGACACCAACAACAUUCAGUUCGUGUUCGACGCCGUCACCGACGUUAUCAUAGCGAACAACCUGCGCGGCUGCGGUCUGUACUAGGCGCCGGAAGCGGCCCCGUUUGGUGGAAGGAUGCUUGCGCGACGGAAGGAGACUGUUGCCGACGGUGUGGAGUUGGUGGGCGACCACCGGAUGUUCGCUCGGCCGAGUGGGCGAGAUUCGAGUGCUUUAUUUUUGCCGUUUUGUUUCUCUACCGAUACUACUGGACUCCAGUCAACUUCCGCGGGAGGCGAGUGGCCGAUGGCUUCUGUAUUUCGUUGUAUUAUUAUUUGUUUCAAUGUUUCGUUGCGGUCUCUAUUAUCCGGUGUAACCGAUGUUGUCAUAUCUCGAUCAUGCUCCAAACGCUCCGGGAGUUUAGGCAGAGCCGAAAGAGAGAAGAAGGUGUGAGUGAGGGAAAAAUAACAUUGCCACUAGUCGGUUGUUUAUUGAACGGUUUAAGGCAUAGAAACAUGAUUAAAUCGAUAGCAUGGCCCACGUGUGCACGUAGCAGGCCCCCGACGGAUGCAAUAUAUGAGAACGUUAUAAUGUGUUCAAAGCAGAAACAAACAGAAAACAAAAAAUUACGAACAGAAGCAGUGUCACUACUGACCCGCGGUCAGAAUCUAGCAAAGUAACGUAUAACAUUCGGUGGUUAAGACACCAUUCGUACUGACCCGGUUCAUCACUAUGCGAGGCGGAUGUUCAAACGUUCACGCUGUCACCGAUGCCACUUCACACACAAUCGCAGCUUAAGCCUUCCUAACGCACACCGGAAGCAGUAUACAGUCAUGUGAAUGGGACGACCAUACGUAGAACCAGCGGUUGCCACGGACAAGUCCUUGCCUGAUAUCGGCUUGAAACCCAUCCAUGCAACGGAAGUCCGCCACCAUCAUCCGGGUGAGAAGAGUCCUACAGCUUACGAGUUGUAACGAUCGGCCACAAUGUAAGAUCGCACAAAAUUUCGAACUCUUUACGCACAUUACAACGACGCUCACUACCGCGAACGGCUCCGAGCCGGGUGAUAAGGAUAAAUGUGCACAAAUGUGAAGAGGCUCCACACUACGCACCGUCUUCGGUAACGAAGCACAAGUUCGCGCAGCGCAAAACCAAACCAAAUAUGAUUUGCUUCUACCAACCAACCAAAGUUAAGAGUUAAUAUGUGACCACACCGCCUGUGGUUCUCGGGAGGGGCUAUUUUUUCGUUGUUAUGUUUUGUUUUUGGCUGAGACAAGAUGAAUGUGUAUCUAUUUAUUGCAGUUACUAUCCGCACUAUGAUUACUGAUUGUAUUACCAUUACGAUAAUAUUUUUUUUGUAUUAGUGUCUAAUUGUAAGUGACCGUGGGUGGGCUAGGCAUGCAGAACGGGUCUCCGAGAAAAUCGAACAUCCAACGAAAGGAGGGCACUAUGCCGUGUGGUGGCGUUAGCAUGAUCGCACAGCAAGCAGCACAAAAACGUACAGCGCACAAACAUUGCAGCCAUUACACUAUUCUUCUAAGGGAUCCGGGCCGGGUGAAUGGUGAAGUGUUACUGUAGUAAUAUCGGCAGAGAAAGUGUUAGUAAAAAACGAUCCCUGCAUCGGGAUCGGUAAUCCAAGGUAUUAAGCAAGGGAUCGCGUUAGUGGUGUAUCGUCAGUUGAAGCUUAUUUAUUUAUGGUAUCUAAUUUUGUCACAUUUGUUACGCGCACCGCAACCCGCUCGUUACUUAGGCCAUGGGGAGCAAGGAGGGCGAAAGAAGGCGAACGCCGAACUUGUCUGUUCAUUUGUAACAACAUUCCUUAAAGUGGAAAUUUGCUGGACUUGUUUUGUUGUAGCUUUGUGUUUUCCACCGUUCCUUCUGGCCCACCACGGACUGUUUGAAAGUCUAACGGCCAGCUCGAGAUUUUUGACCAUACCUCUAGGUGAUAAGCUGCGGAGCCAUGCACAUCUCCGUCAUUCACACACGCGUACAGCUUGCCUGCCUACGCCGCUUUGUGCCAACGAACAUGAAACGUGAAGUUGCUUUUCUCACCAAAAAGAAAAAAAAGUAACGAAAUGCAUUAGGAUUUUCCGUUCCGACACAUUCGAUCGUGCAGCUAGUAAAAUUGUUGAUGGGUUGUUCGGUGACCAGAGCUAUCGCUGGUGGAACGAUCCUGUAAGGACGAUGUAGGUUUUGGCGCGCCAUGGUUGGUGGUGACUCGUUUACCCUCUCUUUUUUUAUACGUUACGCUACUGUUAACAGCCACGCCACAAGCCGUUAGUUUCCACGGAUCUGUUUUCGGGUGGGUUGAUAGGGGAACCCAAGAGGAUCGACAAUCCGACGCUAUGUCCACGCGCAAAACCAAUUGCUAUGUUCAGCGCCACUCUCCGUAACAAUCUUUAGUAAAGUACAAAACAGCGAGCGCUAUUGCUUUUUGUUCCGAAACAACCCGGAUGGCACGUCGGAUAGUUUAGCUUGUAUUGCAACGUUCAGCCGUUUUCCGCAUGAUUACAGAAUUAUGCUCUUUAGGUUGGCAAACUGUUAUAGUUAAAGCUCUAGGAACUGGAGGCAAGCUCUAGGUAGCUCCGCUCGGUUUAGUAACAUCGAUCGCGCCCUCGCAGGGCGCAAUCACGGUGCCAGGGAACAUACCUUGUUUUGUGUGCCACGCAGAUGCUGAAUCCAAUGACCAAAUUAUCGACAAGCAGAGAAAAAUAAGCUAAAACAAAAUACCAAAUCUUAUCUUUACACCGCGAAACAGCACGUCGCCGUGCCGGACAGCAUUCUACUUCUAUUUUUGAUAAAAGGGGAUUAUUUACUUUAUUUUCCUACCGAAGCGCUAGAGAGAUAGAAGAAACGAGCGUGAAUCACAAAUAAAGGGCACACGGAUCACGGAUCGAUCGCGGGACAGGAGAUCGCGGGCGUAGAAAUCGGAGUGCGAAACUGUUGUCAAAGCAUGCUCCGUGCAUAUUAUAUAUUAAUAGAACAUAAUUAGAAGUAUUUGAGGACAGAACGCGAAGGUCGGAAGGUCUCGUGCCACGGAGGUACUUUGUUUUCUAACGAACUGUUUAUCUAUUUUCCCUGACUGAAGGCUGCCUAAAUUGUUUACACCGAACAGCACAACGCUUUUCGCAGUCCCAAACGCGCGCUUUUCCCUCUGCCACGUUGCGCUUGGCAGCUGCACAGGUUGGCAGCGUUGGCAACCUUUAAGCCAACCGUGGAGUUGUAUCAUUGACCAGCCGUUCAAAUUGAUCGGCCCCUCGCUGUGGCGCGAAACCACUCUGAUUUUCCUGCGAUGUGACCGCUUGAGAGUAAAGGCUCUCGUUGUUUCAUCCUUUCACGGCGUGAGCCCCUUCUUCAACUCACAUCACAACGGGCCGUUAAAAAGGGGUUCCUCGUCUGUACGACUUUAUUCACUGGGGGAUGGGAGAAGAAAUUAGAAGAAAACCAACCAACAAAAGCCGCCAACACUGCGAUCCGAGUGGUUCGCGCGGAAGCGGACAAUAAAUUUAAAACAGAAGAAUUGUCGCGACUGGCAAAUAUUGAGCAAAAUGUGCAGCAGGAGCAGCAGCAGCAGCAGGACUACCGCGACGUAAAACUAUAUCCGCUUUUGAAUACAAGAAUAAGUAUCUUUUUUGAGAAGGUAUAAUGUGCGAGGGAGAAAUCAUUCACAAACAAAUAAUCUUAACAAAUACUAUAAUAUUUGACGAUAAAGAUAGAAUCCUGAGAGAGAGAGGGCAAGAUAAGUGAAAGAAAGUGCGAUGGUUAUAAAAUAGAAGAAAGAAACAGAAGGAAGUAAGCAUGAACGGGAGCGAACGCAGGGCGAGAACCUUAGGAAGAAAUUUGAAACCCAUACCACACUUAAUAAGAAAGAAACAAAAAUACUACCAAAACAUAAAACAAGACAAAUGCAAACAAAAAAAGAAAAAAAUAAACCUAAAACAUUAGAUUAGAGCUCGUUAAAUCAGAACAAGGAAACCAUAACAAGGGCAGUGGAACACUGGUGGAACAGGAUCGAUAAGUGCGAUACCCUGUGUGAACCUCAUCUGGACGAAUGGAGGCGAAAUCGAAAUCCGUUUGUUCGCUUUCGAUGCCGGACAGCUGGUUUGGUUGACCGACCGAGAGUCCGGGUUCCAAACUCUUAGACGCUGCAUGCGCACGCGUGUGUAGUACGUAAGAAAUCAGGCUAAAACAACCAACCUGAAGCGAAAAAUCUGUGGCUAAGCAGAAACACUCCGAAUUACAGCAUACUAGUAUGUCCUUCGUUUCCGCAAAGUGUCACAGGUGAGGAACGUUUAAACGGGCGCCCGUUGCCCCACGGUUGCCGGAGCGAUGUUCGGAAACGCAACGCAAAAACUUAUCUCAACUCAUUCGAAGUAGAAAAACAACCCGAAAAAAAGCGAAACGAUCUCAUACUUUAGACACAUUGCGCCUCGAUCGUAUCACUCUGGACAGUAGUGGGAAGGUUCACCAUAUAUACGAGCACAUACACAUUUUUCAUUACUAUAUUUUGCUUACCGCCAAAACCGUUCACCCGUCUUGCCCAAACCGUCCGACCGGUGCCAAGCCCCGCAGAGCCGCGAUGGAAAAGGAAGCAAAUCUUUCGAUGGACGUCCGUGGUACUAGUUUCGAUUCGGCGGUUUGGGCAAGUGCAUCAGAUGACAUGGAAGAAAAAGGUUCACUCAAGCGAAGGAAAAGUAUUACAAAAUAAUAAUGGUAGAAGCAUCUGACGAACGCAGAGAUCCGCGGGGAGAAAAAUACACUCAAAACUCCAUUGUAGCUAUAUAAACGGGGGCACAGCAGGAGUAGCAGCAAAUCAGAGAGCAAACCAGCAAAGUAUAUAUAAAUAACAAAACUAUUAGAAACUGUAAAAUGAACAAAACAGAAACGAUAAAAACAGCAAACAAAAUAACAAAAAAAUCUAAUGGAUCAAGCAGUAGAGCGGAAACGAACGACAUACCACGCGAGAACCGACUCCCCGAAGCAACGCGGAUGCGAACGUGGUUGUACCAUUGAACACAGACGCACUAAACUAAGUCAUUAAUCUCGAACGGAUUGGCUAAUAAGUUGUGGCAAAAGCGGUGGCCAAAAUCGAUCUGCAAGUGAAGGUUUUCGGGGACAGAAGUUGCACACAAGGUAGAACCGGCAAAGUCGGGCAGACUCCUGGCGAUCGUAGCCUCUCGUACCCAGCUCGCAAAUCAGGAUCCGUUUCGUUAGAUCGGAUGCACUGCAAAUCCGAUUCCGAGUACCGCGUUCAUCACACGAAACCUUUCUCACUGGGUGGCAUGCAUACUAAAACACAAGAGCCCGUACAUCACAUAUAAGCAAACACAUACUGGCUGGCGGCAGGAAAAACCGAAGAUUCUGGCAAACUCGCCGAGCAGAUUGAACAGGAUUAAAAGGAACAAACAAAAACGCGGUAAACCAAACAUAUAUUUAACUUAAUGUGUAUGUAAUUUUAUGUGUGAUGUAAAAAUCGGAGAAAUAAAUGCGUUUUAGCCACUACAGUCAUAAGAAAACAAGCGUAUAAUGAUCUUUGAUAUUGAUCCAUCUCUCCAAUGUAGUC